Molecule: messenger RNA, 4713 nt
Organism: Vespa mandarinia (Asian giant hornet)
Lineage: Eukaryota; Metazoa; Arthropoda; Insecta; Hymenoptera; Vespidae
Gene: heca
Product: hdc homolog, cell cycle regulator
Source: RefSeq, a predicted model, not a curated record
GCGUAGCACACACACGCUCGUCGUGGAUUAUUCGUAGGGCCGUCGUGAAAAGUAAAACGCGUUGGACUCUUGGUAGAUACGAUGUACAAGCGCAUAUACACGUAUUCUCGGUAGUAGAGAGGAAGGGGAAGCUGCACGGCUCACUCGCGAGACGAAACGAGACGAUUCGAUCGGUAAGCGUGAGUAAGAGAGAGAAAGGGGAACGGGCGACGAGCCGUCCGGGGGACGAGAACGGCGGGCAUCGAUUGGCGCGCUAGCCGUGACCCCCACCAUGCCGCUUUCGCUUUCACCCAAUGAGGCCUCACUUUCGCGCUCGCCCGCGCUCCGAGCCACGGCAGCCGGCACGCUGUCGUCGCCGGUACUCUCAGUGAUUCUGGUGCACCCUAAGUGUGAGCGAAUGUGCGAGAGCGUGCGUUUUUUCCUCUCGUCAUAUUUCUCAGAGCCACGCACGAGAGAAAAGAGAGAGAAAAAGACAAAUAAAAGAAAGAACGUGACAGAAAAAAAACGUUCUUACGUUGGUGAUUUUCUAUUCGCGAUUUGGAUGCUAAUAUUCAUUGAAGGCACGAAAAUUUAAGAGAGAGAGAGAAGGAGUGAGAGGGGGAGUAGGAGCGAAAGAGGUCUUAUUCAUCCUUUGAAAAUUGCGUUUAGUCGAACGUCGCGCGCGCCCCUCACCGGUGACCCUGACAAUCGGACACACCGGGCACACACGGCGCGCACGUCCUUCUUCGUGUUCUACAGCAGGUGGGAGAAGAAAACAAGAACAAGAAAGAAGACAGAAACAGCACCAUUAGUAUCAGCAUUAGCAUCAGCAUCAACAUCAGCAUCAGCAUCGAACCAUCCGCCUGCCAGUUCCGGUCGUACGUUCCACGGUACGCGAUCAUCGAGAGAAACUCGCCUACGUUGUUUCUCGUUACAUUCGACUGAGUCAUCGAGAAAAACAAAAGAGACGCGUUUUCGAUCUUAACGUGAAGUUUGUGCGUUUCGAGAAAAGAAUCUAAAGAACGAAGUACUCCAAGUGUCCACCCUUCAACGGUGUCGCCUCGAUCGAGCUGACCUUGACUUUGAUUUUUCGCCGAUCUUUGUGAUCUCGUUUUACCGAAUUCGUCGAGUCAAUUUUUACGCCUGUAGAUAGAUGGAUGAAUCUUCCCUGUCGUCGAAUUCUAACCUCCGAAUAACAUUCUAGAGCGAGACGCGCGCGCUCAUUCGCCGAUCAGGAAAGAGACAGAGAGAGAGAGACCACGUGACUUUCAUCUUGCUUCUCGAACGUGGAAUCGCGAAACAGGCGGGAAAAUGACCAAGUGAUCUGUACGUUAGUUACUCAAACGCUAGUAGCAGUUCGGCAUCAGUUGCAGCGUUUGCUGCUGGAAGAUAAGAAGAGGAAGAAACAGGGUAAAAUCAUUGACGAAGAGGAGGACAGAGGUAGGUGUGAGAGAGAGAGAGAGAGAGAGAGAGAGAGAGAGAGAGGAAGAGAAAGAGAGACGAAAAUCAAGAAAAACGGCUGCAACGGCUUUUGAGGUCGCUUGUUUGAGAGCCAUGGCCCCUCGGCGCCACGGCAACGGUCACGCUACUGGUGGUGGCCUCGGAGACAACAACGGUGUAGGUGCGACCGGAAGUAACGACGCCGUUCAAAUGGACAACAAUCUCGUGGUUGGCCAGAACAAUAACAUCAACAACGGCAUCAACAAUAACCAAGGUACGACUCGUUGCUGCACACCGACAGGCGAAUGUCUGCGCAGUGACUCUCUUAUUCGAAUGAACGCCUUGCAUGAUACGGUCAAGGUUAUUUGCAACAACGAGAACUGCCCGGUCGGUCAGUUUAUGCAUCGCGAAUGCUUCGAUGCGUGGGAGCAAACGAUCCUGACCUAUCUUAAAAGCUGCGGACGUGCAAGAAGCUGGUCUGAGAGACAACGUCAUCAAAAUCUCUGGACGAAAAAAGGCUACGAUCUUGCAUUUAAAGCUUGUGGAUGCCGUUGCGGUCGCGGCCAUCUUAAGAAAGACCUCGAUUGGAUGCCACCGGGCUUAGGUAACGCUGCCGGCAAUCGUCACGAUGAGAACGAAGCGAAGAAAAAGAAACGACGCAAUCGGCAGAACACUCGGCCGACUUUAGCCGUGUCGGCCGGUCCACCGAACCACUCGAGUCACGUAGUUUCCGCGAACGGACGUGGCACCACCGAAGCACAACUUAUCGAGUCUGGACGUGGCAGGGCCGGAUCCCUAUCAUCGAGCACCGGGUCGAGCUCACCGCCGGCCACCAGCGAACCCAGCGUCAGUCCUCUUCAUCAACCCCAGGCCAUCGUCAAGAAGAAAAGCAAGGUUGACUUUUUUGCAGAUCGGGCCAGACAAAGUUGCGGAGCCAAUGGUAUCUUCUCCCGUCGCUUGGACUUCAGCGCAUUUAACAGCUUGCCCCGCACCAAACUGAACUCCUAUCAUAUUAAGAUGGAGGAUGAGGGUAAUCACGGCAACGACGAUACCAGAUGCUUCAUUUUAUCGACUUUGGCAGCAUUGCAGUGGUCCAGAGUCUCUUGCGUUCUUUGUCGUGCCGCCAUGCUUGUCUUUGAUCGGUAUCCUUUGGUAGACGGCACUUUCUUUCUAUCGCCACGACAACAUUCUCCGGCUUGUGCUGAGGUAAAAGUCGAAGGUCGUACGCAAUUCCUAUCGGCCGUCUGCAUGAGUUGCCUUGAAGGUAGCGGCAAUGCUCCCGUGCGUUGUCGUUGCUGCACUCAACCAUGGGAUGGUUCCAGUUUGGUCCUUGGCACCAUGUACAGCUAUGACAUAUUUGCUGCUAUGCCCUGUUGUACGGAACGUCUCAAGUGCAACAGCUGCCAGAAGCCACUGAUCUACCCCCAUCAACGACUAAACUUUUACUCGGACUACAGCCGCGUGUUCGCCUGCCCGCACUGUAGAACCGUCGACGCCCACUUCGUGAAGCCUCUAUCGGUCUGCUUUACCCGCGAGCAAUUUCAACUCUAUAGUCAGUGGCCGUAACCAUUAGGGAAGUUAGCAAACCGGCGUCUAAGCAGUACGCCGUCCGACCCGAGCCCUCUCUUUUUCGACCCGUUGAUUUCCUUGCUUCGGGCGACCUUGCUCUAGAUAUUAUCUGCGAGAUUAUGACGUUAUUCUUAUCUCAUUACGGCAUUAUUCUUUCUCUCUCUCUGUCUUCGAGACAACGUCCACAAAAUAAUUUACAGAACGCAUCCGAUUUCUCUCUUCCCGAUCACAAGUCGAUUUUAUUCGUAACGAAUCCUUCAAAUUCUCUUACCCCUUGGAAAUUAUUCUUUUAGCAGAUGAUUUUGAUCAAUCGCUUUCACAAUCAUGAUUGCGAUCGCGUCGUUGCGAUUGAUCGAGAUAUCAAAUUUUUUAUUUUCUAACGCGAAAAGGGGUAGGUUUCUAUCGGUACGUUCUUUUCAACAUAUUAGAUCAAGAGCAAAGAAUCGUCUGUUUUUUGGAAGAGGUAUAUACCAAUUAAAGAGACAUUCGAUGCUUUUCUCUUGAUUGGUAAAUAUAAAUAUACAUAUAUAGGUAAUAAGAUAAUAAGUGAUAAUAGAUCGUGGCCGAUGUAUCGAGCGAGUGCAUCUCAUGACACCGAUCACAUAUUUUUGUUUUAGUUUUUCUUUCUUUUUUUCCCCCGUUCAUAAAGCUUGAAUCUCAUAGAAUGAAGGAUUAAUUAUGUUUAAUCGCGCGGUUAAAAGAAGAGUUUUAUUUAUCAGUAUUAUUAGAAUGAUGGAGGAAAAGCGAGAGAUGGUGGAAUUAUUGAGAAUCAUCGUCUCGAUACGUGCCAACGUCUCAAACUUAAGUUUAGAGUAGCUUUGUUCACUUGGUAAUUCACCGGUGUAAUCGGAAAAAUCUCUUAAAAUCGUUUAUUAGUCAAAUCGUAUUUCGCUGUUUCUUAAGUUAAAUCUUUUUAGUGAAAUAAGUUUCGUAGAGAAUUACUCGUGUAACAUUGUCUUUUUCACACAACUAUCUUACGGACUACUAGUUUAAGGAAAGCGUUAAAUUUAGUUUAGAAAAAUCUACGUAAGAUAAAGUGGGAUUGGAAGGAAAGACAAAAAAUGGGCUUUUAAACGCGCAAAUUCGGUAUUCAACAAAAACGAGAAAGAAAGAUAUAAAAUUGACAAAGAAUAUCUCUGUUGAUAUUCUUUGAGGAUAUCCUGUGAUCGGUGUUAUGUUCUUUUCUUUGCUUCAAAAUGAGGGAGAGAGAGAGAGAGAGAGAGAGAAAGAGAGAGAAUCUAUCGAUUCCCAUUGACAUCGAUCAUCUUAGUCAAAUUUUCUGCUUCGAAAGUAAUCAUAGGAACGAAAAAGAAAAGGUUAUUCGACGACGUUAGGUGGAAAAAGUAUAAUGGGUUCAACAUAAAAAGAAAAAUGAAAAAAAUCUAAAGGAUGAUGAAGGAAGAAAAUAGAACAGAAUAAAAGGGGUAAACAAAAAGGCUAAGGAUUUUACUAAAAGGUCAAAAAAAAUAAAAACUAUUGUUUGUUACUUAGAGAUAAUCGAGAACGUUGUUUUUUUUUACAUUUUAUUAGUUUAUAUGUUUAAGGCGGCCAUGUUGAUUUUGUUUUAGGAUCUACGACUCACGCGAUGGGUUUAUUAAAUUUCGAUUGGUCGAGUGUUCCUGCGCGGACUUUUCCUUCUCUCUCUCUCUCUCGCAAACUUUCGUAUGAAUUAGAAAAAAGAUACGAGAUAAAAGAAUAAAAUGACGGAUAGAUAAUAUUUGCGAG